AUUUUCAUGUACAUGCAACACUAACAAGUAGUGAGGUAAAUAACAAUGUCAAUAUUUACUCAAUAAUUAAAAUGUUUUUUAUCUACAAUAUUCCAGUGUUUUUAUCUAAAAAAAAAUUCAAUUAAUUGCAUAAAAUAGAUAAAAUAUUUUGCAUUUAUAAAACUGUUUAUUAUCAAGUGUGUAUUAAAGCAAUGUUUUGCUGCAUCAACAUCAUCAGCUGAUUGGUAUUUGACACUGUAAAUAUAUAAAAUAAAAAAUUAUGACAGCUGUUUAUCCAACUCGUUUGGCAUCUCGUGACAGUUUUGAUGAUGAAGAUUUAACAGAUAUUGAUGAUGUAUUUAUUAGAGAUGGUAAACGUGAUACAAAAAUAAAUGAUGAUGGAAGUGUUAAACGACCAUUAAUGGCACCAAGAAAAAAACCAAAAAUAUCUGUUAAAUUAACAAAUAAUACAAUAACAUAUAGAAGUUUAUUUUUAUCAUUAUGUUAUGGAUUAAUUGCACUUGGUGUAUUAUUUGCAUUAAUGUUACUUUGUAUAUUGACUAUAAAUAUAUUUCCAAUACCAUUUAGUAUAAUGAAAAAUUGGUUUUCAAUAAAACCAUCUAUUUCAUCAAUAAAUACAACAGACAUAUUACCAUGUACAUCACUUGCUACAAGUGUCGUGUGGAUUAGAACAUUAUCAAAGCUAACAUCAGAAGCACCACUUCGUAGUGUUGAUGUUAACAAUGAUGGUGUUGAUGAUGUUAUUCUUGGAUUUAGCACAGGAAUUGAUGCACUUGAUGUGCCUGAAUAUUUUUGUAAUCUAUAUUUUGAUGGUCAAGUACCAUGUCUUGGUGGAGUUAUGGCAAUUGAUGGUAAAUCUGGCAAAACAUUAUGGACUCAUUGGACAGAACAUGCAAUAUUUUCAAUUGAUUGUAAUUUAGAUAUAACAAAUGACAAUAUUAGAGAUUGUAUUGUCACUGGACGUGGUGGUAUAUUACAUGCAAUUGAUAGUAUCAAUGGUAAAUUAAUAUGGGAAUUACCAGUUGAUGAAUUACCAUCAACACUUAAUGAUGAAAAAAUUAUAUUAAAUGUUUAUGAUGCACGUUAUAUUACUGAUGUUGAUAGUGAUGAAAUAAGUGAUGUUAUUGUAUCACAUACAAUGCAACUUGGUAAAUUUCGACAAAGUAGAAUAAUAUUAUUAUCUGGUAAAACUGGUACAAUUAUAAAAUCCAUUGAAUUUUCUAAAAAAGAACAAUUAUUUAUUGCACCACAAGUAAUGGUAUCAUCUGAUGGUGAUGUUAAUUAUUUAUUAGCUUCAUGUGCACCUGAUAAAUCUGGAGGUUUAUAUGUCAUUUCACAACGUGAUUUUUUGUAUGGAAAUUUGGAUAAAAUGAAAACAAUACAGCAUGGAAAAGGUGAAGGAAUUUUACUUCCUUUAAUUUUUGUUGACUUGACUCUUGAUGGUAUUGAAGAUAUAAUAUCAAUUUCAUUAAAUAAUUCUACAAUAAGAGCAUAUGAUGGUUUGACAUAUCAGCAAUUAUGGAAUUAUACUGUUUCUAAUUCUGAAAUAAUAAGUAUACCAAUACCAGGCUAUUACAAUGAUGAUAAAAUACCAGAUAUUAUGAUUAAACAUCAAAUUGGUCCUGGUUUUCCAUUAUACUAUUAUUCAAUAACAACAAUAAUUAAUGGUAAAAAUGGUAAAUCAUUAUUUGAUGAACCAAUUAAAGACAGUGCUAAUGGACAAAUGUCAGGAAUAAUAUUAUCUGUUGAUGGUUUUGGUAAUGAUUGGUUUUUACAUUGGUCAUCAAAUUGUUUAGGCAAUAAUAUUGUCAAUGAAAAAUAUAGUUUUUUACAAGGACAAACAUUAUUAUCACAAAGUCGUGCAAAUUUAUGUAAAUUGCGAUUUAAUUCAACACUUAAUAUGAAACUAUUAGCAAUGAGUCAACAUGUUGGACCACCAGGACAAUCAUUAUACUCAUCAGAUGAUUGGAAAAAAAUUGAAUUUAAUAAUUCUGAUAAAUUACGACAAUAUUCAAAUGAUAAUGAUGAUAAAAAUACAGUACCACUUGUAGCACAAAGAUCACCAAUUAUUAAAAAUUUACAAAUGGAUAUUGGUGAUCCUGAUCAACAAAAUAAACAAAUAAUUGUCGAUGAAGGUGGUGAUUAUUAUAUACCAAAUAAAAAUGAUGAUAAAAAUUCAGAGUUAUAUGAGCCAUAUUCAAUUGGUUUAUCAUCAAUUGAAAAAAAAAUUAAUGACAAUAAUAAUUAUCAAGUAAAUCAAGAUUGGAAUGAUAAUAUUAAUAAUGCAUGGAAUAAUGUACCAAUUGAUAAAUAUGAAAUGUCAUAUAAUGAUGAUACAAGUCAUUUAGAAACACCACAAGAUGAAACUGAAUUUAAUACUGAUAAUAAAUAUAAUUUUAUGAAUAAUAAAAGAAAAAAAAGAAUUCGUAAUUUACGAAAAAAACGUUAUGAUGAUAAUUUUGAUAAUAAAAAUAUACGACAACCACCAACUGGUAUAAUAUUACCAUCAUUUAAUAGUGAUAGUGAUAAUAAAAAUAAUAAAAAAACAAUUGAUUUAAUAUUUUCAACAUAUUGGCUACCAUCAUCAGAAGUAUCACUUGUUCUUUUACAAAAAGACAUUGAUUGUAUACGUAUAAAAGAAGAAAAAUUAAAUUCUAAUAAAUUAGAUAUUGAAAAAAGGGAAAAUAUUAUUGCUGAAUGUUUAGCUGAACGUGGUAUUAAUUAUAAACAUUAUAAAGAUGAAAUUGAUGAACGUGAAAAUCGUAGAUUUUCACUUGGACAAAUGACUAUUUAUCGUAUUAAAUUACAAUGUGUUUGUCCUGAUGAUAUGUUAACUGGACAAACUUGUAAAGACAUUUCAUCCAAGCAAAGCUGGUCCGCCCACAUGGGAAAUACUGGAAAUGGUUAUUUCAGACCUAAUUAUAAUAAAUAAAACAAUCAUUAAGAUUAUAUUCAAUUAUUUACUAAAUUUUUUUUUCUUCAAAUGCAUAAGAUCAAAAAUUUAAUUAAGAUUAUUUCAAAUAAAUAUUCCAAAGUGUGUCAUAUUAAUCUAAGUUUUUUUUUUUUUUUUAAUUACUAUUAUUUUUCUUCAUGUUUAAUAAUUUAUGUGUAUAAUAAUAAUAAUAAAAAUAAGAUGAAUUAAAUUAUGUAUUACU
This is a messenger RNA of Aphidius gifuensis, 3155 nucleotides long. RefSeq lists its product as uncharacterized. Gene Ontology annotation, molecular function: protein binding. The record is from RefSeq and is a predicted model, not a curated record. NCBI's taxonomy places the organism in Eukaryota, Metazoa, Arthropoda, Insecta, Hymenoptera, Braconidae. The transcript has 4 exons. The coding region runs from base 260 to 2932 and encodes 890 amino acids.